CCCGGAAGCGGAGGGAGGGUUGUGAGUAUUAGUUCGUGCGGCUGUUGUGCCUGUGGCGGCGAGGCAACCUUAAGGUCGAGGUCCUCGAUGGCUUCGCGGGUUCCGGGCGUCGGUGCUUUAUUGGUCUUACUGCUGGUUCCGGCUGGGCUGGGGGGAGCCGUCGCUGAAGACAGCGACUGGGUUAAAUUACCCAAUAAAUGCGAAGUUUGCAAGUAUGUUGCUUUGGAACUGAAGACUUCCUUCGAUGAAACUGGCAAGACCAAGGAGGUGAUUGACACAAAAUAUGGCUUUCUGGAUGGCAAGGGAUCCAAAAUCAAGUACACAAAAUCGGACAUUCGAUUUAUCGAGGUGACAGAAAACAUCUGUAAGAGGCUUUUGGAGUACAAUUUGCACAAAGAAAGAUCAGGAAGCAACAGAUUUGCAAAGGGUAUAUCUGAGACUUUUGCAACUCUUCAUAACUUGGUGCACAAAGGAGUAAAAGUAGUGAUGGACAUUCCAUAUGAUUUAUGGAAUGAAACCUCUGCAGAAGUGGCUGAUCUUAAGAAACAGUGCGAGACAAUGGUGGAAGAAUAUGAAGAUGUGAUUGAAGAUUGGUAUAAAAACCAUCAACAAGAAGACAUUUCCCAGUUUCUAUGUGCAAAUCAUGUGUUGAAAGGAAAGGAUGCCAGCUGUCUGGCAGAAACGUGGACUGGGAAAAAAGGAGACAUGGCAAAUGCAGGGCAGAAGACCAAGAAAAAGGAAGGCAAGGCAAAAAAGCCUUCAAAAAAUAAAAAACGCUCCAAGGCUGAUCAAGAAAGAGAAAACUCGCAACCAAGCACAUUAGAGUCACCUGAUCAGACUGAAAAGGAAGAUGAUGAUGAUGAUCAGAAGCUGGCUUCACUUUCACACAACCCAGAUGAACUGUAGGAUCUUCAGACUCGCGUUCCAGCCACACUUGUCUUGUGGGUUUGCAAGCUUGUAUUUGGACUACGGAGAAUUGCAGUGGCCAUGGGGGUUGCAAGAAGAUCCAUAUUGUUGUGAAGGGGAAGUGAAGAAAUGGGCAAUGAUCAUAGUCACCUGAAACUGAAUUCUUCAGUGUUACUACACCUCAGCAAAGGCAAGGUACAGGAAGCCAGCUUGUUACUUGCAUUCCUUGGCGAACAGUCAAAUUAGAAGUGCUGUGGACAAUGCAGUUGAGCUGCUGACUAUAGUCUAUGUGACUUGUCUUUGGAAACUGAGUUUGCUGCCCUCAUUAAUUCCCUAGCCCAUCGCUUUUGACUUGCCGGACAACAUUGAUGAAAAAAGAGAAAUGAAAAGGAAAGCAUAAAUGAAAACACUCUGAACCUGUGGCAGUUCAUUUUCCUGCCUUAUUCCUGGAUUUGGCUGUAAUCGGACAGGUCUCUAACUUGUACAUUCUAUUAGGGGGUGAAAAUCAUUUACUGCUGUCCUUCCUUAUUAAACAGAACACGGUUCAUUUGAGAGGAAGUGAGAAUGAAGGUUCUGUCAGGAUAAAGGGCAUUGAAUUUCUCUUCUGUUUCUUUUUUUAAAGUUCUUACAGUAAGGAAUCAAUUCUGCAGUCAUUUCAAUAAGAGGAGCAUAUACAGAUAUCUUUGUUGAUGCUUCCAAUCCCCAAAAUUAGUUUCUGGACAUACCAGUCAUGCUUACCAUUUUCCGAAGUUUUGUUUUUUGUUUUUUAAUAAAAAUGUAGGGUAUUUUUUGCAUAA
Pantherophis guttatus is the source of this 1703-nucleotide messenger RNA. RefSeq names its product canopy FGF signaling regulator 3 (gene CNPY3). Lineage: Eukaryota; Metazoa; Chordata; Lepidosauria; Squamata; Colubridae. The record is from RefSeq and is a predicted model, not a curated record.